Molecule: messenger RNA, 2449 nt
Organism: Tetranychus urticae (two-spotted spider mite)
Lineage: Eukaryota; Metazoa; Arthropoda; Arachnida; Trombidiformes; Tetranychidae
Product: transmembrane protein 62
Molecular function (GO): hydrolase activity
Source: RefSeq, a predicted model, not a curated record
AGAAAUAAAGUUUGUUUAUUUAUAAAUUGUGCUUUUCCCUCACAUUUUAAUUGUAAAUUCCUCUAAACUUCGUUCAUUUAUCUGUUCUUUUUAGUUAUGUCACCUUACACCUUUCAAAAAUUGAGGGUUCGAAGAAAAAACUGAGCAUGUUGACAACUACAUUCUUCAUCAUUACGGUUGUCAUUGUUGGCUCUAUGAUUUCUUUCAUAAUUCAUUUUAGUGUUAUCGACGAAAAAAAUUAUUAUGGUGAAAUUUACAAUCCACCUGAAAUUAUUGACCCUAGUUUGGACUCUGUGAUAAUUGGAGAUAAACCAGAUCAUCUUAUGUGGUUUAUGCAGAUAAGUGAUAUUCAUCUCAGUGCUGUUUUCGACAAGAAGCUGAUUCCUGAUUUUCGUAGAUUUUGCAAUAUUGUAGUUGAUUCCGUUCGUCCCUCUGUUGUUCUUGCCACUGGUGAUUUAACCGAUUCAAGAUCUGUAGCUCCAGUCGGUUCUGAUCGAUUUGAAGAAGAAUGGAAAUGGUAUGCUGAUGCCCUAAACACAAGUCGAGUCACUGAAAAAACUAUAUGGCUCGAUAUGAGAGGAAAUCAUGAUGCUUUCAACGUACAUUCGUGGGAUUCGCCAAACAACUCUUAUCGAAAAUAUACUCACAGAGGUAAUCAAAGUGCUGGACAUUAUGUAUACACUGUUACCCAGGGCUCAGAUAAAUACAAUUUUCUUGGUAUUGAUGCUUGCCCUCAACCUUCACCGGAGAGACCAUUUAAUUUCAUUGGUUACUUGAAAAAGAGCGAUUUGAGUAGAAUCAAAGAUCUUGUAAGCAAGGCUCCUAAAUCUAAUAUGACAAUCUUCUUCGCUCAUUAUCCUACAUCUUCCAUCAUUGAAGAAUCUCCUUACUUGAGAAACAUUAUAACUGGUCCAUAUUUGUGUGGCCAUUUCCAUACCUUAGGUGGGUUAAAAAAGAUGUAUGCAACACAAUCAACUGGGUAUCUUGAAAUUGAAGUUGCUGAUUGGAAAGAUGAAAGAAUGUUUCGUGUUGCUUCCGUUGAUCACGGUUUAUUCAACUUCGUCGAUGUCAAGUUAGAACAAUGGCCCAUUAUUUUGGUAACAAACCCAAAAGCAGCUAUAGCUCAAAUGCCACGGUAUGAGCCGCUCCAUCGCAUAUCAAACUCUACACAUAUCAGAGUUCUCGCUUUUUCACCCAGUCCAAUUGACUCAGUGUCAGUAAGAGUCGAUAAUGAACCAUGGAGUAUUAUGAAUAGAGCUCCAAAAACUCACCCACUCUUCACAUAUCCUUGGAAUCCCGAAAAAUACUCAGCUGGGUUACACAAAAUUGAAGUUCUAGCUUCUGAUGAAAAUGGUAAUGAAAACACGGAAACUGUUGAAUUCUCAAUUGAUGGAACUAAACCUGAGUAUCCUUUUGGUGCGCGGUUUAUUCUCCGUUUCUCUACUCGUUCAGUCCUUCAAUGUCUGUUCACGUUUAUAAUAUUUAUCGCAAUAUUCCCAGUCAUUGCAAUGAGGUUACUAUUUUUGAUUGAAAAAGGACCACUCAUCCAAUCAAGAGCAAGAUCAAGCUUGAUUUACAGAAUUUACUUCAAAUUCCUGAUAUUUGCGGUAUAUGACAAUUUUUUCAUUGCGAUGAUGAUCCUAACUCUGUAUACCAUGAUUGGUCCUUGGUUUAUUGGCGAUCUACUUGAAUUUGGGUGGGGAAUGUACAUCAAUGGUCAUUGGAUUCCUAUAGGUUUACCAUACCUUUUUGCAAGUAUCAAUAUGAUACUCUUCCAUAUACCUUUACUUUCAUGUUUAGCUCACAUUCUUCACAAAAGAUUUCUCGAGGUUACAUCUACAAGUAAAUCAAUUGAUUCAUCUUGGCCUUACUUGAAACCAAGACAUAUCAUCUUCGUCCUUUUGUUGAUCUGUAAUGUACUUUUCAACUUCUCAAUUUGUAUGGCUCAUGGUUUCAAGUCAUUGCUUUUUGUAUUUGAACGAUUUUGGUCGAUAGUUAUCUAUCUCUAUGUUUGGUGGACUACAUUUUCUCUCACCUCAAGUGACUUUAAAAUAUUUAUCAAGAUUACACGAGAUAGAAGUGCUGUUAUAGAGAGAAAAGAGCAAUAAUUAAUGGAGUGGACAAUGUAUUUCAAUGAGUUGUCAAAUGGACUCCAAUUUGACGAGAUAAUACUUACCAAGAGUUUUUACCAAGCGGCCUUUUGACUCUAUAAUUAUCAAAGAUACGCAAAUCAACGAGUGAAAUUGUUUCACCACUAGAAUAUUUAUUUUUAAUUCAUUCACUGAUCACAGCUCCACUGAGUUGAGUCUAGUCUUUUGUACCUGAUUGUGUAUUUUAUUUAAGAAAUGCAAUUUGUUUUGUUUUGGAUUGGAUUUUAAAUUAAGUUAAGAAAUAAAGAUUUUAUAUCAUUAGUAUAAUAAUUAAAAGGAAGAUAAAAUUUAUUAUGAAA